Molecule: messenger RNA, 2313 nt
Organism: Salvia miltiorrhiza (redroot sage)
Lineage: Eukaryota; Viridiplantae; Streptophyta; Magnoliopsida; Lamiales; Lamiaceae
Product: secretory carrier-associated membrane protein 2-like
Exons: 14
Coding region: 267-1187 (306 amino acids)
Biological process (GO): protein transport
Cellular component (GO): recycling endosome membrane; trans-Golgi network membrane
Source: RefSeq, a predicted model, not a curated record
GUCAAAGUAAAAUUCGUCUCUUUCAAAGCUGACUAUAGACAAGUCUACACCUCUCUCUCUCUCUCUAAAAGAACCUUCUCUGAGUUCUCUCAUUACAACUUCGUCUUCGUCUCUGAAUUCAAAUUGUCUAAAUUCUCUCCUGCAAACUUCAACACUUUCCUUAUACUUUUCUAACAUCGUCCAAAUUUCACUACACAGACAUCAAAAUAUAUCCUUUAUUUGUCUCUGCCAUUGAUAUUUGAUUAAGGUUUACAGUCAUAAGCAAGAUGGCGGGCCGUUACGAUAGCAACCCUUUUGAUGAAGAAGAGGAAGUUAAUCCUUUUGCUGAUGGAGGGAGAAAAGGAACGACAGGCGGAGAAUCAAAGUUUAGUGGAGGCUCAUUUUAUACAACGACUACUGGGAGUGCUCCUUCCGCUACAAAGUCAAGGCUUUCACCCCUUCCUCCGGAGCCUGCUGAUUUCUACAAUCCUACAGCCCCAGUUGAUAUUCCUCUCGAUAAUACUUCGAAAGAGAGAGAGCUCCAGGCAAGAGAAGCUGAAUUGAAAAGGAGAGAACAGGAAAUAAGGCGGAGAGAAGAGGCCGUUGCCCGAGCUGGCAUUGUUCUUGAGGAGAAAAAUUGGCCUCCAUUUUUUCCUAUUAUUCACCAUGAUAUUGCAAAUGAAAUACCAAUUCAUCUUCAAAGGCUUCAAUAUGUUGCAUUCACAACCUUCUUAGGACUUUCUUUUACACUUCUCUGGAAUGUUAUAGCUGUGACUUCUGCAUGGAUUAAAGGGGAAAAUGUGAGGAUUUGGUUUCUUGCAAUAAUCUACUUCAUAUCUGGGGUACCAGGAGCCUAUGUGUUAUGGUAUCGUCCACUCUACAGAGCUUUCAGGAAAGAAAGUGCUCUCAAGUUUGGAUGGUUUUUCCUGUUUUACUUGCUUCACAUCGGAUUUUGCAUCGUUGCUGCGAUUGCGCCCCCUUUUGUUUUCAAAGGAAAAUCUUUUGCAGGUAUCUUGUCGGCCAUAGAUCUCAUAGGCGACCAAGUUCUGGUUGGGGUGUUCUACUUCAUUGGUUUUGGAUUGUUCUGCUUUGAGACUGUUCUGAGCCUUUGGGUUAUACAGCAAGUAUAUAUGUACUUCCGAGGCAGUGGCGAAGCAGCAGCGAUGAAACGAGAAGGUGCCAGAGGAGCCGGGAGAGCAGCAAUAUAAUUCAGGAAAAUCGACACUUAUACUUGAACUACUUAUUCCAUGAAUGGAAGAGACAGCUCCUUUAUUUGUAAUAAAAAUUCAAACCAUUUGUGAGAUACAUACACUGUGUUAGAACUUAGAAACAACUUCGACAUUUCUGUAAAUUUAUUAUAGUAUUUCUUUUUAUUCUUUCUUUCUUUCUCCGUCAACUUGGCCGAAUUUUUCUUAUACUCCCUCCCUCAUAUUUAUGUAUACUUUUUCUUUUUGAUGCGUUCUCUAAAUUUAUGCACAUCUUAUAUAUUUUUGGACACUAAUUCAGACAUAUUUUUUAUAAUUUUAUUCUUAUAACUUAUCCCAUACAUAAUUAUUGAAGUUAUUCUAAACAACUUUUCAUUAAAAGUGGUGAGGAAGCAGCUAUGCAUAUUUAUGGUGAGUGAAGUAUAAAAAAAGAAGUAAAAAACAAGCAAGAAAAUAGAGUUAGUGAAAUAGCGAUAUUAUAUAGGGUAGAUAGAUCAUAGAGAAAACUAUGAAGCCCUAAAUUCACUGCAUAAGGUUUGUGACAUGCAAAUGCAACAAAAUCAAAGCAGCAAAUAUACAGUGGAAUUGGAAUAUGAUAUGAGUCCAACUACGGCUUAUAUGUAUAUAUAGAUGAGUAGGGCGUUGGCAACAAGUAAAUCCGGUGACCAACUAUUUAUACAUAUUGUAUAUAUAUAUAGAGAGAGGGGAGAGACAUAAUCUCCUCAUCAACAGAAAGCAGUGCACUUCUUCUUGCAAUCGAUGGUGCAGCCGCCGCCUCCGCCGCCGUAGCCAUAUCCCUUCCCGGAGCCUCCGUAGGAGCUGAAACACUUGGCCGGACAGGUGAGCUUCUUCUUGUAGCAGGGGCCCUUGUCACUGCAGACGACGGUGGGGCGCACGACGCCAUGCGUGGAACGGCCUCCGGUGGGGCCGCCGUAGCCGCCUCCAUAGCCUCCAUAGCCUCCGCCGUAGCCGGGUAUGCCGGGUAUGCCGAAGCCGGAUCCCGGGCCCAUGAAACCUCCCGCCUGAUCCUUAGACGAGGGGUCUUGUCGUGCUGCGAAGGCCGCGAUGAGCCAAAGAGACAAGAUGAGAAGGAGAAAAGUUGAUUUCAUGGUGGGAAGAAUUUGUGUGU